This is a messenger RNA of Sceloporus undulatus (fence lizard), 1875 nucleotides long. It is a transcript of the gene ABCG5, whose product is annotated as ATP binding cassette subfamily G member 5. Gene Ontology annotation, biological process: cholesterol homeostasis. The record is from RefSeq and is a predicted model, not a curated record. Gene Ontology annotation, cellular component: plasma membrane. Lineage: Eukaryota; Metazoa; Chordata; Lepidosauria; Squamata; Phrynosomatidae. Gene Ontology annotation, molecular function: ATP hydrolysis activity; ATP binding; ABC-type transporter activity.
AUGGCUUUAAUACCGAACAACUGUCUCAGUAUUUUGAACGUAUCUUAUGCAGUCAGGGAACGUGUGGGACCUUGGUGGAAUAUUCCAUCAUAUAAUAAGAAGUGGAACAGACAGAUUCUCAAGGAUGUUUCAUUUCAUAUCAAAAGUGGUCAGCUUAUGGGUAUCUUAGGGAAUUCUGGAUCUGGAAAAACAACUCUGUUGGAUGCCAUAGCUGGAAGAUUGAACCAUAAGACAAACUUUCUUGGCCAGGUUUAUGUCAACGGACGUGAGCUGAGACAGAAGCAAUUUCAGAAAUGUUUUUCUUAUGUUCUCCAGAAUGAGACCUUAUUAAGCUACCUCACCAUAGAAGAAUGUUUGACUUACGUUGCUUUGCUAGCACUCCAGAAGCGCUCCAGUGACUUGAUAAAAAAGAAGGUUGAUGCUGUUAUGGCUGAACUGAAUCUCAGUCACGUUGGUAACAGUGUAAUUGGAAGCCGUAUUUUUCGGGGAAUUUCUGAUGGGGAAAGACGUCGUGUUUCAAUCGCAGCACAGCUAUUACAAGAUCCCAAGAUCAUGUUGCUAGAUGAACCCACCACAGGUCUGGACUGCAUGACAGCCAAUCACAUUGUGUCGCUGCUUUCAGAGCUUGCUCAUAAGGGGAGAAUAGUGAUUAUUACAAUUCAUCAACCACGAUCAGAACUCUUUCAGGUUUUUGAUCAAAUCUGCAUCAUGAGUUUUGGAGAACUGGUUUUCUGUGGAGGCCCAUCAGACAUGAUCCAUUUUUUUAGUGGCUGUGGCUAUACGUGUCCUGAACAUUCCAGCCCUUUUGAUUUUUAUGUGGAUCUCACAUCUGUGGACACUCAAACCAAGGAGCGUGAACUGGAAACCUACAGCAGAGUUCAAACCAUUGCUUCGGCCUAUAAAAAUUCAGAGGUUUUUCGCACAACUUUGGAGGCCAUUGAGGAAGCAAAAUGCAGUGUGAAAGAGCUGCCACCAAUACCUUUUAAAUGUGAAGACUCACCCAGUGCACUCUGUAAACUAUGCAUUCUGUUGAGGAGGACAACAAAGAAUUUAUCCAGAGAUAAGAUUGGCAUAAUCAUGCGGGUUUUCCAAAAUGUGUUCUUUGGCCUCUUUGUGGCAUUUUUCCUUCUAAGGCUAAACAACGAUUUUCUUAAAGGAGGUGUGCAAGACCGUGUCGGGCUUAUUUACCAGUGUGUAGCAGCUCUACCAUAUACAGGAAUUCUCAAUGCACUGUCCCUAUUUCCAGCACUACGGGCUGUUGGAGACCAAGAAAGUAAAGAUGGUUUAUAUCAGAAGUGGCAAAUGUUGCUUGCCUACAUUGUGCACUUCCUGCCCUUUAGUGUCAUCGGUAUUGCACUUUAUAGUGCCCUUAUAUAUUGGACUGUGGGAUUAUACCCAGAAGUUUCUCGAUUUGGUUAUUUUUUUGCUGCUAUUUUAGCACCACAUAUACUUGGUGAACUGCUUGCGCUUGCUUUCCUUGGUGUCAUUCAAAAUCCACAUAUGGUCAGUGGAGCAGCAGUCCUACUUAAUGUAGCUGGUGUCUUAGCUGGGAGUGGACUUAUUAGGAGCUUGGAGGACAUGCUUAUUCCGAUUAAAAUGUUAAGUUAUUUUACAUUCCAAAAGUAUGCCAGCGAGAUCCUUGUUGUGAAUGAAUUUUCUGGAUUAACAUUUACAUGUGGUCACUUCAAUGUUUCUGCUGGAGUUCUAUCUCCCUGUCCAUUCUCUCAAGGGAUUCAGUUCAUCGAAAGAAACUUUCCUGGUGCAGCAUCCCGGUUCACAGCAGACUUCUUAAUAUUGUAUGCCUUCCUCCCAGCACUCAUAAUUUUAACUAUUAUAAGCUUCAAAAUAAGAGAUAAAGUUAUUAUCAGGCAAUAA